This is a messenger RNA of Lindgomyces ingoldianus, 1752 nucleotides long. RefSeq lists its product as uncharacterized. NCBI's taxonomy places the organism in Eukaryota, Fungi, Ascomycota, Dothideomycetes, Pleosporales, Lindgomycetaceae. The record is from RefSeq and is a predicted model, not a curated record. The coding region runs from base 1 to 1752 and encodes 583 amino acids. The transcript is spliced from 16 exons.
AUGUGGCUGGAGAAAUUUCGUGGGAUUUCUAUUACUCACUGUCGCAACCCCCAUCAACUAUAUGGCAUGGCACUAUCAGAUAUUGUGCCGACAAUUAUGCUUCUCCCAAACUGGAGUGUUCAAAAGGUUGGCAUCAUAUUUAGUAUGCAGGGCAAUCUAAGCAUGGCUUAUAUUGAUCUAGCUCUGCAUGUUACCACGCAUGGAGAAGAAGAUAUAUCUGAGGCUGCGUCCUCUCGGACUCAUUGUCCUCUUGGAGGAACGCAAAAUCAUCGUCUUGCUUGUAGCCCGAAUCUUCGAGAAUGGGCAACGAUAACCGUGCGACCUUUCACAACCCUAGCCGAUGAGCAUCCGGGACUCAACGAAAUGCAGGGAGUCUAUUUCGGCAUAUCCCUCGCAAGUUCAAGGGUUUCACCCCACUUGCUGGUGGAGUCGACCUCACUCCACCAUGCUUAUAUACGUCAUGACAUUGGUCUUAUGGACUAUUGUGCUAGAGCUAAAAUCAGAACACCAGUAAACUGUGGUGUUGAAAGGACCGGAGUGGCAAGAUGCCUCGGGGGAGAGGAGUCAGACAGCCAAGAUGGAAUGGAUGGAUCGAUUGAAACAAUGCUGUCGAAAAUGUUGGCAAGAUAUUUUGAAAAGGCCAUAUUGGCGGACUCCUUCAACGACCGGCAGUUGACAGCGGUUACGCGAAUGUGGAUAAGGGAAGUAGACGGCAACAUCGUGCUGUUAAGCAUCGCUGAUUAUUGCGAUAUUGAAACGACAGAUAAGAAAAUGGGAGGAGCCACCACAAUCAAUUGCUAUUAUUAUUAUUAUAAUAUAACGGCACAGCCGAAGAGACUUGGAACUGGUGGAGGAGGGUUCAAACCCUUGCAGGUUGAUGAGGUUUGCCAACUAGGGGCUGUUUCAGAUUGUUCUCGGCCAGCAGUUGAUAGCAACAGCGUGUUACGUGUGGUUUGUCAGAAGUUCGGGUUGUCCAGGUACAAGUCCGGCCGGUUCGAAUUCAUUCAGUCCAUUCGGAUAAGCUUUUCCAAUUCGGUAACAAACGGAAGAUAUAUAGACUGGCUGAGCUUCAAUUGCCCCCCGCGCACCCACACGAGCCAUCUACAAACAAAAUAUCUGGUCUUAAUCCCCGCAUCUGAGAUAGGAGCCACUCGGAAUCUUAAGGGGGGUUAUGCAUUCGGCGAAUUUGUAUGGCCAUGGUUUCUCCCUAAAAAAUCCGAUGUGAAUCCAUACACCGGUGUCAUUGGCGCUAUAAUAUUGGCUUCGAUAGGCCACAGUGCUGAUUCGGAAGUGCCGCAGUUCUCGCAUUUCCGCAACCAGGGCCAAGCUAACUCCGAUGUUGCUUCAUCCCUUUGGGGAAGGCUAUCAAGGGGUUCAUUCCACGUACUUAAAGGAUAUUAUACAAAGAGCAACUUGAGUGAAAAUGCCUCGAGAGUUGACACGGAUUCUGAGACAGAGAUACCUGAACUCAAAGGUCUCGUAUUAGUUAAUGGCUUGGCACCUAUGCUAUCUAGGGAAAGGGGUACUCAUGAUAUUAAAUGUACCAUGUUGCUUUUAUAUGCACAGCCGACUUUUUUUCCUAUCCCUAAUGUUGAUUUAUGCAUUGUUGGCUCGUUGCAAUUUCAGUCAUCGUUUCAAGAUUAUGUACGCACCACAGAGACACGAACACCCAAGAUGUGCGCUGUGAACAAGAAACAGUCUUAUUCAUUUAUUCUCCUCAAAACAAGUCAAAGACUUUACGCAUCUCAAUAA